GGAUUCCUGCAAAACAGGCAACGUUUAGAGGAGAAAGGAGGCGUGGUUACGCAGGACGUAGGCGUGGUCGAAUCAGCUGCUUUUUUUUUGUCGUUGUCCAUAUAUGGUCCUUGACGUUAAACGCCGGAGGUUCCGUCGAUAUAAAAGGCAAUCCGACGGAAUCCCCUUCAAAGGAAAUGUAGGCGCGCAGUGAACCGGUGCAGACACUAAGGAUAAUAAUAAUAAUAAUAUUAAUAAUACGAAUAAUAAUAGUAAGAAUAAUAAUCCAUGAUCAUGAAGGUUUCCAGUAUAGACAGCCGUCAUUUCAAGAAAAUCCUGCGCAAGGAGAGCGGGAAGUGUUUGAUCCUGGACUGUAGACCGUAUUUAUCGUUCUCCAGUUCGAGCGUCCGCGGCUCGGUGAACGUUAACCUGAACUCGGUGGUGCUGCGCAGGUCGCGCGGGGCUCCGGUGCCGCUGCGGUUCGUUGUGCCGGAUGAGCACGCGCUGUACCGGCUGCGCGAGGGCGGCGUGUCGGUGGUGGUGGCGCUGGACGAGAACACGCCGCAUCUCCACAAGCUGAAGAAGGACAGCGUGGCGCGUCUCGCCAUCCACAGCCUCGCGCACCUCUCCAGCUGUGCCAACAUCUGCUUCCUGAAGGGAGGCUACGAGAGCUUCCAGGCGCAUUACCCCGAGCUGUGCACCGAGGCCAAAGCACCUCUGGAGCGCAGUGCACCGGACACAGAGGUUUAUCCUGGGGCAGAUUACACCCAGGAUGGUCCGGUGGAGCUGUUGCCCUUCCUGUACCUGGGCAGUGCUCACCAUGCACGCAGACAUGACUGCCUGAGUGAGCUGCGCAUUACGGCGUUGUUGAAUGUUUCACGGCGGGACUGGCAGUGCGCCGGAGGGCCACAGCGAUACAAACGCAUCGCUGUAGAGGACAGUCACACAGCUGAUAUCGGCUCACACUUCCAGGAAGCUAUUGACUUCAUUGAUGAGGUGAAGCGAGAAGGCGGGAAGGUGCUGGUGCACUGCGAGGCAGGGAUUUCACGCUCGCCCACCAUCUGUAUGGCGUACCUCAUGAAGACACAGAGGCUGCGUCUGGAGGAGGCUUUCGAUGCCGUGAGACAACGGCGUGCCGUCAUCUCGCCCAACUUCAGCUUCAUGGGUCAGCUGCUGCAGUUCGAGAACGAGGUCCUGGCGUCUGUGCCCGACAGCAAUAUGGAAAACAGCAAUGACCAACAAAAGAGUGACGAGUUCACGAUCGACAAGAGCUUCGAGUCAUCCGUUUUCUCCUUCCCUACCUCCUUCCUGUCACCCAUCAAACUCAAUCCCAUCACCUCCCUGACUACUUGAACUAUACAAAGGAAUUUAAGAUGGGGCAAAGAAGAAACUUAAGUUAAGGGUUAAGCUUUCUGCAUAACCUCGUUGACAAAAGACUUUCACCAGGAAUUCAAACUUGGCAGCAGCAAAAAAAAAGAAACAAUGUAGCUGAAUUAAUAAUUUAUGAGCGUUGCCAACUUUCGGCUUGCUAACUGCCAAUAUUUUGACAAGUUAACAUGCUUGAUGCUCUGCUGCCUACUUAGAGUAGCUACCUUGCUAAUUAGCUAGCAGGAUAAAGGACUAAAGUCGUAAUCUGUCACGCAGUUUGCUACAUAAACAACACAGCAAUUGCGUUUAAACAUCUUUUUUUUGUUGUUGUUAGGAAAAGGAGAUUAUGAUGAGAUUGUGAAGCUUUCUGGGUAAAUUUCUUCAAGUCUGAUGCACUGAUGUUCACUCGAUCUCCCUGCCCUUCAAGGGCUCCGCUAACGAACUUUACUUAAUCUGAUAAAGCACUGGAAAAGCUGUUAGGAGGCUGCAGGGAUUCGGUGUUGAAUGGAAGUCGAGCAGUUCUCUGCGUUUAAAAGACUGCAUGGAAGUGGGUGUUGUUUUGGUGUUUGCCUUAAAGUGCACUGCAAUAUAAGCCUUAGUUUAACAAUCAUUCAUGCCUACGUGUGACAGACUUUAAGGCUUUUCAUAUUAAUUUAUUGAUUUUUUUUUUCUUUUUUGAAAUGUGUGACUCUGUUAAUAAAUGUUUUGUAUAUUAAGUGGCAA
Molecule: messenger RNA, 2070 nt
Organism: Tachysurus vachellii
Lineage: Eukaryota; Metazoa; Chordata; Actinopteri; Siluriformes; Bagridae
Gene: dusp5
Product: dual specificity phosphatase 5
Exons: 4
Coding region: 268-1332 (354 amino acids)
Biological process (GO): negative regulation of MAPK cascade; endoderm formation; protein dephosphorylation
Cellular component (GO): cytoplasm; nucleus
Molecular function (GO): MAP kinase tyrosine/serine/threonine phosphatase activity; protein tyrosine/threonine phosphatase activity
Source: RefSeq, a predicted model, not a curated record